AUGUCCGCUGAGGCUCCCACUGGCUUCACCCCCCCAGAGCUGAAGGGCGACGUACCGUCCCCGAUCUUUGGCGGCAGCACUGGCGGCCUCCUCAGGAAGGCCCAGGAUGAGGAGUUCUACGUGAUCACGUGGGAGUCCAACAAGGAGCAGGUGUUCGAGAUGCCUACUGGUGGCGCUGCUACCAUGAGAGCCGGUGAGAACUCGCUGAAGCUGGCCAGAAAGGAGCAAUGCCUGGCCCUUGGUACGCAACUGAGGACCAAGUUCAAGAUUAACUACCAGUUCUACAGGGUGUUUCCCAGCGGCGAGGUGCAGUACCUGCACCCUAAGGAUGGUGUGUACCCUGAGAAGGUGAACGCUGGUCGUGUUGGUGCCAACCAAAACCUUCGCUCCAUUGGCCAGAACGUAGAUCCCGCCGCUGUGAAGUUCACUUCGAAGCGCGCGAGCGAUCUGUAG
Closterium sp. Yama58-4 is the source of this 453-nucleotide messenger RNA. NCBI's taxonomy places the organism in Eukaryota, Viridiplantae, Streptophyta, Zygnematophyceae, Desmidiales, Closteriaceae. The record is from the annotation of a GenBank genome assembly.